GGUUUCCAUAGCGACGAUGAUGACUCACAGUUUUCCGAAAGGAUUGCAUUCUUUCUACAUCAGAAUAUACAAGAUUGUGGAUGAUAGUUCCAACAACACUUCCAUCGUUUGGGAUCUCAAAAAGCUCUGCAAAGAGUUUCUCCCGAAAUACGUUGGAUUGGGCAGAAACUACCUUCACUUUGUCUUAGAGCUUCAGUAUCGCGGAUUUGAAAGAGUCAACGGGUCUGGACAGUUGGAGUUUGGAUAUGAAAACUUCGUGAGAGGCCAACCUCAUCGCCUUAGGAAGAUGGCUUUACAACUUGAGCAUUGUUCAAUGCAGAAGCAUAAGGUAUUCAAUUCCUUUCCUCCUCAGUUCGGUCUUGUCAAUAGAUUAUGGAGUUACAUUCUAUCCCGCGAGGGUUCUUCAAGAGACACCUUGUGGGCUUCAUUGUCAAAUAACUCAUUGAGCUCCAUUUCCGAUCUUCUUAAACAUUGUACAUUUCAAGUCACUGAAAAGGGUCAAUACAAAGAGGAGUUUGUGACAGCAGGAAGAGUUCCUUUAUCCGAGAUUUCUUUGAAGACAAUGGAGAGUAAAUUGGUUCCGAAUCUUUUCUUUGCAGGAGAGGUACUACACGUAGAUGGAGUU
Thlaspi arvense is the source of this 625-nucleotide messenger RNA. Lineage: Eukaryota; Viridiplantae; Streptophyta; Magnoliopsida; Brassicales; Brassicaceae. The record is from the annotation of a GenBank genome assembly.